AUGAGCAUCAACUUCCCCGAGGAAGAGGAGAUUAUCCUCAAGCGGUGGAAAGAAAUCAAGGCUUUCGAGACUCAGGUACCAUCGCGCGAUCUAUUUACGUUCGACCUUGCAGCUAACAAACUCUCAGGACGACCUCGAUACACCUUCUACGACGGUCCCCCCUUCGCAACAGGACUCCCCCACUAUGGCCAUCUCCUCGCCUCUACCAUUAAAGACAUCAUUCCCCGAUACUGGUCAAUGAAAGGUUACCAUGUUGAGAGACGCUUUGGGUGGGAUACCCACGGGCUUCCCAUCGAGCACGAGAUUGACAAAAAGCUCGGAAUCUCGGGCAAAGAUGCGGUUAUGAAGCUUGGGCUGGAGAAAUAUAAUGCAGAAUGCAGAGCUAUUGUCAUGAGAUACUCAACGGAAUGGCGCUCAACCAUCGACAGACUCGGACGGUGGAUCGAUUUCGACAAUGACUACAAGACAAUGGACCCAAAGUUCAUGGAAUCAGAGUGGUGGGUUUUCAAGCAGAUUUUUGACAAGGGCGCUGUAUACCAAGGCUAUCGAGUCAUGCCGUACUCCACGGUUCUCACCACCGCGCUCAGCAACUUCGAGGCGAACCAAAACUAUCAGGAUGUUACUGAUCCCGCUGUGGUUGUAUCAUUCCCCUUACUGGAUGAUCCAAAUACCUACCUUCUCGCCUGGACAACAACACCUUGGACAUUACCUUCACAUAUUGGGCUAGCAGUGCAUCCGAAUUUCGAGUAUGUCAAAAUUCACGAUGAGGCUUCGGGGAAGAACUAUAUCCUGCUAGAGAAGCUGCUUGGAACUUUGUAUAAAGAUCCCAAGAAAGCGAAGUUCAAGAUUGUGCAAAAAAUCAAGGGUAGCGAAAUGCGGGGAUGGAAGUAUCAGCCAUUAUUCGACUAUUUCUACGAGGAGUUCAAGGACUACGCAUUCAAGGUCAUCAAUGCAACAUAUGUUACCGAUGACAGUGGUACUGGUAUCGUACAUCAAGCUCCGGCUUUUGGUGAAGAAGAUUACAAUGCUGCAAUGGAGAAUGGUAUUAUCAACGAGCAUCGUGGACCUCCUAACCCUGUCACGGAAACAGGUCAUUUCACGGAUAUAGUGCGCGAUUUUGCUGGCCAGCACGUCAAAGCAGCUGAUAAGCCGAUCAUCAAAUACCUUAAAGGCACCGGAAGACUUAUUGUUGACUCUCAAAUUAGACAUAGCUAUCCUAUGUGCCCACGAUCUGAUACGCCUUUGAUAUAUCGAGCUGUGCCAUCAUGGUUCAUCAAAAUCCCCGAGAUUGUCCCUCAAAUGCUGAAAAACAUUGAAGGGUCUCACUGGGUGCCGUCAUUUGUCAAAGAAAAGCGAUUCGCUAGCUGGAUUACCAAUGCUCGUGACUGGAACGUUUCUCGCAAUCGUUAUUGGGGUACUCCUAUCCCAAUAUGGGUUAGUGAUGAUUUCGAAGAGAAGGUCUGCAUCGGAAGUGUUGAGGAGCUGAAGAAACUCAGUGGUUAUACUGGCGAGAUAACCGACCUUCACCGCGACAAGAUUGACCACAUCACAAUCCCAAGUAAAAUGGGAAAGGGCCAAUUGAAGCGUAUUGAGGAGGUCUUUGACUGCUGGUUCGAAUCUGGAAGCAUGCCUUAUGCAAGCCAACAUUACCCGUUCGAGAACAAGGACAAAUUUGAGCAAUCGUUCCCGGGAGAUUUUAUCGCGGAAGGUUUAGACCAGACUAGAGGAUGGUUCUAUACACUUCUUGUUUUGGGUACCCAUUUGUUUGGAGUAGCCCCAUUUAAGAACUGCGUGGUGAACGGAAUUGUCCUCGCCGAAGAUGGAAAGAAGAUGUCGAAGCGACUGAAAAACUAUCCGGACCCCGUUAUUGUCAUGAGCAAAUAUGGUUCUGAUGCGCUUCGUCUAUAUCUGAUCAAUUCACCGGUCGUACGUGCCGAGCCUUUGAGAUUCAAGGAACCCGGAGUGAAAGAAGUCGUUGCGAAGGUUUUGUUGCCCCUGUGGAACAGCUACAAAUUCUUUGAAGGGCAGGUUGCUCUGCUGAAGAAGAUUGAGAAUGUUGACUACUGCUUUGAUCCUGCCGCGGAAGCUACGAAUACCAAUGUCAUGGACAGAUGGAUUCUUGCAAGCUGUCAAAGUUUGCUCAAGUUCGUCAACGAGGAGAUGGCAGCCUAUCGCCUUUAUACUGUUGUUCCUAGACUUCUUGGCCUCAUUGACAACACAACGAACUGGUACAUUCGAUUCAAUCGAAAGCGUCUAAAGGGAGAACUUGGCCUUGACGAUACCAAGCAUGCUCUUAACACCCUUUUCGAGGUUCUCUUUACUCUUGUCAAGGGCCUCGCGCCUUUCACACCUUUCAUCACCGACAACAUCUACCAGCGCUUAUUGCCACAUAUCCCGAAGAACCUGCAAGGAAAUGAUAACCGGAGUGUUCAUUUUCUAGCCUUCCCGGAUGUGAGAGAAGAGUUAUUUAAUGUAGAGAUUGAACGCCGGGUUGAUCGCAUGCAGCGUGUCAUUGAACUUGCGAGAGUCUCGAGAGAGCGCCGCACAGUAGGAUUGAAGACACCGCUGAAGACGCUAAUCAUCAUCCACGCCGACCCAGUAUACCUAGAGGACAUUCGAUCACUGGAAGGAUACAUUACCGAAGAACUCAAUAUCAGAGAUCUUGUGCUUUCGUCAGAUGAGGCAAAAUACAACGUGCAGUACAGUGUUUCAGCAGAUUGGCCAGUGCUUGGAAAGAAGCUUAAGAAAGAAGUGCAAAAGGUCAAGAAGGCGCUGCCUGAUCUGACUAGCGAUGAGGUCCACAAGUUCGUUCUGGAAAAAACCAUUGUUGUAGCUGGUAUCACGCUUGGAGAUGGAGAUUUGGUUGUAAAGCGUGGUCUGAAAGAUGAUGCGGCGUCGAAAAACCUGGAGACAAACACAGACGAAGAUGUGCUCACUAUCCUCGACGCCGAGCUCUAUGCUGAUCUGGCCGACGAGGGCUUGGCGCGAGAGAUCAUCAACCGAGUCCAGCGAUUACGAAAGAAGGCCGGACUGCAACCUACUGACGAUGUCAAGAUGGAGUAUAAGGUCGUCUCAGAUCGCGAUAACAUUGGACUGGAGAAGGCUUUCACCGAGCAAGCACAAACCAUCGAGAAGGCGUUGCGGAGACCGAUUGAUCAUCAUAUAGUCACGGAAGAUGGGGGUGAGAUCCCGGAGAACGCGGAGGAAGGAGUUAUCUUGCAGGAGGAACAGGAGAUCCAGAAUGCGGUGGUUUUGCUCAGGCUAUUGAAACUAUGA
Messenger RNA from Lachnellula hyalina, 3276 nucleotides. It is a transcript of the gene irs1, whose product is annotated as Isoleucine--tRNA ligase, cytoplasmic. Lineage: Eukaryota; Fungi; Ascomycota; Leotiomycetes; Helotiales; Lachnaceae. The record is from RefSeq and is a predicted model, not a curated record. The transcript is spliced from 3 exons. Bases 1 to 3276 code for a protein of 1091 amino acids. Gene Ontology annotation, molecular function: ATP binding; isoleucine-tRNA ligase activity; tRNA binding. Gene Ontology annotation, biological process: isoleucyl-tRNA aminoacylation.